AUGACCACCAUCAAUCCCCAAGUGGCCGAUGGUAUCCACAACCCCGAGAGCCUUUCGGGGACGCUAUGUAUGCUGUCGCAUCACUCGAGUCUAACAGCGAAGAGGUCAAAUGACCUACAUAGCAGUCUUCCCGGAGCAUAUUGGCAACACGUUGUGUGUGGACAGCGCUGCGGCUUCGCUUUUUGCCGCUCGUUCGAACCUUCGUCUGUCCUCCUUUUUUACUCCUUUUUCCUAUCUCUCUAUCCGAUUUCCUCUUAUCACUUCAGCUACUUCACCUUUCUUCCGAUAUGUGGUUGCAUAGGGAUGAGCGGUCUGUUGCAGGUGGCUUAUAGUUAUGACCCAACGAACUCCCAGCUAACUGACUAG
Messenger RNA from Trichophyton rubrum CBS 118892, 366 nucleotides. RefSeq lists its product as uncharacterized. The transcript has a single exon. Lineage: Eukaryota; Fungi; Ascomycota; Eurotiomycetes; Onygenales; Arthrodermataceae. The coding region runs from base 1 to 366 and encodes 121 amino acids. The record is from RefSeq and is a predicted model, not a curated record.